GCACUGCAUUCUAAAUUUAUAAUAAUACGUUGAAUAAAAUCGAUUUAUCAUAUUUCAGUGAUCAUCAGAAAAUGAAUUCACUCAAGAUACAUGCUGUAUUUAUCUGAUAACGAAAUAUAAUAGUUUUUCAUCGAUUACAUUUGAUUAAUUUUGCAAAGCAUAAUAAAAAAUGUAAAGCGAACCUUGACAUGCAAUAUUUAUAUGUUUGAUCAAUAUAACUCUCCACGUGCGAUAAAAUCCUCAUAAUUCUGGUCAAACAAUAGUAUAAAGUAAUUUAACGUAGAAGAAACAUUGUCGGUAUAUUAAGCGAGGCAUUCUGCAGCAGUGAUCAUUAGCGAGAGAAUAUUAAGAAAUAAACGUUCUAACGUGUCUGCAUCAUGAUGCUAAACGAUUUUCGAAAGAAAAGGCAUGCAGUGAAUCGAAUCAUAGUGGAUCAAAUGGAAAUUUCGAAGAAAACAAACAAUGAAUUAUUCGAUCGCUACAUCAAAUCGUAUCGUGAUCAACCGAGAGAAAAUACGAAACAAAUUGCCCGUGAGUUACUGCAAGAAUAUCUGUAUGACAGUUCGCUGCACGGUGUGAAAUACCUUGGCAAAUUACGAAUAAAAUCCACCACUCUCGGAAAGGUCUUCUGGACUUUAAUUAUGAUUGGCAGUUUUUUAUUCUUAAGUUGGAUGUUUUGGAAAACCUGGAUACGUUACAGUACUAAUCCGACUCGUACCAUCAUUGAAUCGUUUCAUAGCCCAGUAGCUCUGGUACCCUUCCCAGCUAUUACUGUGUGUCCAUUAGUAGUACCGCCGAUUGCAAGACGCUUAAAAGUAUUGAAAGAUUUAAAGUUGCCACCCAAUAUGAAUAACGAAACGGUGAUGUUCUUGCUCAAAUAUGGUGUCCUAUUUACGAACAAUCAUAUUACCGCCGGGAGAAGGUACUUAAAUGAUUUACAAGCUCUGUUAAACGCAAACGAUCUAACAAUAGUAAAAUUUUUACAACUUAUGCGACCUUGCGAAGACUUUUUUGAGUCCUGUUGGUGGGAGGGAGUUGAGACGAAUUGCAGCGAAUUGUUCAAAUUUUCUUACACUUUCUCGGGUGUGUGUUGUUCCUUUAAUUAUCUUCUUCAAGAUGACAUAAGGACUGGCAGAACUACGCAGGACUCCGAUCUUCUUAAAUCUAUGUUGUUUGGACCAAGAGCCAAUCUUAUAGCUGUCAUACGAAAAGAUUUGAUGAACUUAACCGAAGAUAAUAAAUCCAUCAGAUUUGCGACAAAUUCCGUCGGUCUUUUGAUAUUUCCUCAUCAUCCUCUGGAAUAUAUCGGACCUAUAGCUACUAGAGAAAUUUUACAAAUAAACCAAGAAUUGCGGGUCUCUGUGAUUCCAUUUACCAAGCGAGAGAUCGGCGAAUAUUAUUAUCGAAAUAGUCACGGUAAAUUGGUCCCCCAUUGUGCAGACGAAAAAACUAACAAGUUGAAAUAUUUUCCUACAUACAGAUAUUCAAACUGUUUUACUGUUUGCUCUAUCGACGCUAUUUAUGAAACCUGUGAUUGCUUGCCAUAUUAUUACACACCUAUAGCAGAAAAAUAUUCUUUAAGAAUCUGCAAUUUUCAAGAUUUCGACUGUCUUUCUAUGAUAAAACGAAAUUUUACGUGUGAAUGUGUAAAUCCAUGCUGGAAUGUAUAUUACGAAGUACGAAGUUCCUCGCUGUUGUUAAAUAAUAGUCACGAUUUCAAUAUUAUACCGAUGUAUCGGAAGCUUACAGACACUCAAUCUGUUCUAAGAGUAUUUUAUAAUGGCGACGUUUUUACUCAAACAAAUACAAUACCGAUUGCUGAUGAAUUAUAUUUGCUAGCAUCCAUAGGCGGCAUAUUUAGUCUUUUCCUGGGAGCCAGUUUUAUAAGCGCCGUGGAAAUUUUUUAUUUCUUCGAAUUAUUUUUUCGUUCUUAUUAUAACUCCAAAAAAUCGAAAUAAUCAUCAUCGACCGGAAAUGUUAUUAAUAAUGUACCAAAUAUCGUACGUAAGAUAAAGAACCAUAUAUGUUAUGCUCGUUAAUUAUAAUAUAUCUUAUCGCAUUGUCAUGAAUAAGUAAUUGUGGAAAAAAAAUUGUGCAAAAAAUGACUGCCACCUUUUUGUCGACAUUUAGGUCGUUUUUCAGAUCGUUUACUGGGUGUACGAGUGCCGCAUCGUCAGCAUCACGAAUCUGGAACGAUUAGAUCUAUUUCGAGCGGUUACUGGAGCGCUGCCGUAACAUUUAAGUCCACGCCCGUGAAAAGAUUUACUACGAGUGUCCUAUAAUCGUGUCCGACAAUCUUUAGAAUCACAAAUUGUGCAGAAAUUAACCAAACUAUACGGAUAAUACUAUUGCAAUUUUCGUUCUUCUUUAGGUACUUUCUCGGUUGUCCAAUGUGUGAUCAAUUUUCAUUAAUAUACAUAUAUAUAUAUAAAUUUAUCUCCUGUGAUAUACGUAUAUUUCGUCACCGACACCUGCACGCACCUGUUUAUUAAUUUUGGCAAUAAUAUAAGGGAUAGUUCUCAAAAUAAUCAACAUGGAAAGAUGAUGAUUUAUCGAAAUGAAAGAAGUAGCAAAAAAAAAUACAGAAGCCCGCGAGACGUUAAAGACCAGCAAACUUGCUAUUUAAUUUCGCAAGUAUAAGAAACAUAAAAAUGGUUGAAUAAGAUAUCGUGAAAAAGAGAAGAUACUUCUCAGAUACGAAAGUGGAUAUUUAUAUCAUGAAGAAUAUCUCAGAAGUUUCGAAUAAAAUAAGCGAGUAAUUCGAUACUCGAGUCAUACGGUUUUAGGAAUCUCUGUCUUAUGCAAUAUUUGAAAGCUUUUAAUGCACCGCGGGUUAAUUGCGCACCUUGAAACAUUGAAAUGUGUACUAAUCACGUCAUCUAUUUUUGUGAAUGCUGUCGAAAAUACUGAUUUAGUUCUACGUGAACGUAUGGUCGAAAACUUUGAGAGCUGGAAGCGUCAACUAUUUUUGGAGUAAACGCCCACAUAUCUUUCGCAGACACACCUUCCGCGUCUCUCCACACCGUUCUGUAUUUACACUUCGCAGCAAAAAUCAUUUUUCAUAAUUAUAUAUAUAUUUUUUAGAUCACAGCUAAUCAAUAUGUAUAGCAGCACAAAUUAUUUUCGGAGAGACGAAAUAAAUCAUAAAAUAAACUUCAGCCGGUAGUCUAAACGAAGAGAUUUAUUUUAUAGUAACAUAUAUUGUAGUAAUAGAUUUUUUUUGAAGAUAUACUACGAACAAAUUUCAAGAAACUAGAUGUCGCAAUCAAAUCAAAUAAACGAGAUGGACUCGAUAUGAACGCAUAUGACUUGAUAUAUUUAUUUCAGUGAUUUCAAAUGAGCAUAGUUUAAUGACGAUGUAAAUUUUAACUAGAGAAAUGUUAAUGAGAUAAUAAAUUGGUUUAAGUGCAGAUAAAGUGUCCAUUG
Messenger RNA from Nylanderia fulva, 3426 nucleotides. Its product is annotated as sodium channel protein Nach. Lineage: Eukaryota; Metazoa; Arthropoda; Insecta; Hymenoptera; Formicidae. Gene Ontology annotation, molecular function: ligand-gated sodium channel activity. The record is from RefSeq and is a predicted model, not a curated record. Gene Ontology annotation, biological process: sodium ion transmembrane transport. Gene Ontology annotation, cellular component: plasma membrane.